Molecule: messenger RNA, 2865 nt
Organism: Gasterosteus aculeatus aculeatus (three-spined stickleback)
Lineage: Eukaryota; Metazoa; Chordata; Actinopteri; Perciformes; Gasterosteidae
Source: RefSeq, a predicted model, not a curated record
GAUGAGCACGCAGUCUCUCCGUCCAGAAUUAUUUCACUAGCUUAGCUAAGCUAAGGCUAGCUAAGCUAGCCACGUAGAAGUUUGAUUUCAAUGUUGCUUUGAAAACGGCUGUUUAUCGUCCGUAAUUGAUUAAAACGAGGAUACAACAACAAUGCUGCGAAAGCUGUCGAUGUUUGAUCAACUAUUAAUAACGUUGACGAAUUAAGCUAGCUAGCUUAGCUAAGUAACGCACGCAUGCUCCAUUCAUUUUUCCAGCGCGGCGAGAAACCAAAAUGCUAAAUGGCUAAGCGUAAAUAGUUGCUGGACUUACGCUGAACUAACCAACACACGCAAAGUGAGCUUUUGAAUAUGCACAUCUCGUGCUGAGCCUACGUAUGAAUGUUUUUAGGAAUUAAGGCCAUAAUAGUGCAGGGGUAAGAGUCGGUAAAUUUGUUGGUCAACUUGAUUCAUCGCAAAUGAAGGCAUCGUUAGCAUACAAGCAAUGUGUUUUUCCGUUAGCAUGGAGCUCGACUCAAUGCUAAUCUACUUGUUUUGUAGGCAGGUAACUCGUACCGCAGAGGCACUAUUAUGUUUGUAAAUGAAUGCAUUGUGUGCAAGCAGUUUAAAAGUUCAGUAAGGACACAUUUUUCAAAUGGAAAACCAGAGCCAUCUCGGUGACCAAAGAGCCCAGUUCUGUACGGACGACCAGGUUGCAGUAAUGGACUCCGGUGUGAUUGAAGGAGGGCUCAAUGUCACCCUUACCAUUAGGCUGCUCAUGCAUGGCAAGGAGGUCGGAAGUAUAAUCGGAAAGAAAGGUGAAUCUGUGAAGAAGAUGAGAGAAGAGAGCGGUGCUCGCAUCAACAUCUCUGAGGGCAAUUGUCCGGAGAGGAUCAUUACUUUGGCAGGUCCAACCACCGCCAUCUUCAAAGGAUUCUCCAUGAUCAUUGAAAAGCUGGAGGAGGAUAUAAGCAGCUCAAUGACAAACAGCACAGCAACCAGCAAGCCCCCCGUGACCCUACGCAUUGUGGUGCCCGCCAGCCAGUGUGGCUCCCUCAUCGGGAAAGGUGGCUGCAAGAUCAAGGAAAUUCGAGAAUCAACUGGUGCUCAGGUACAAGUGGCAGGUGACAUGCUCCCCAACUCCACAGAGCGAGCCAUCACCAUUGCUGGUACCCCCCAGUCGAUAAUUGAGUGUGUGAAGCAGAUCUGUGUGGUCAUGCUUGAGUCUCCCCCUAAGGGGGUCACUAUCCCCUACCGACCCAAGCCUUCAGGUUCCCCCGUCAUCUUCGCAGGCGGACAGGCAUACGCUGUACAAGGACAGCAUGCGAUUCCACAGCCAGAUUCUUCCUCUGCUGCUAUCUCUCCACAGCUCACAAAGCUUCACCAGCUGGCCAUGCAGCAGAGCCCCUUCCCCAUCGCACCAAGCAACCAGGGAUUCACUGGGAUGGAUGCUUCUGCUCAGAACAGUUCCCAUGAAAUGACCAUUCCAAAUGAUCUCAUCGGGUGCAUCAUCGGCCGCCAGGGAGCCAAGAUCAACGAGAUCAGGCAAAUGUCGGGCGCCCAGAUCAAGAUUGCGAAUCCAGUGGAUGGAUCGACCGACCGCCAGGUCACCAUCACCGGCGCGCCUGCCAGCAUCAGUCUGGCAGAGUACCUCAUCAACGCCAGUGUAGAGUCCUCUAAACCUCCUCCCUCCUCCUUGAACCCUGAACAGACCAGCCUGUGCUCCCCCUCCACCUCUACUACUGCUACCACCACUACUACUACUACUACCACCACCUCCUCUGCUGCUAUCUCUUCCUCCUCCUCUUCCUCCUGUGUGGUGCCCCCCUCAGCCUCCAUCCCUCUGUCCUUGUUGGCUCCAGGGCCGCCUCCUCCCUCCUCUUCCUCCUCCUCUUCCUCCUCCACUGAUUCCCUGCUCCCCAGCUCUCCUGCCUGUGUGUCCAGCCUCCUCAGUCUCAAGCCCCUCCCUCUCCUGGCCCUCCAUGUUGUCAGUGGGGGCAGUAACGCCGCGCACUCGAUACCCGCUGAGCCCAAAAUUACCCCGGAGCUGAGCUCCAAGUCUAAAAGGCGAAGGCUUUCCCCUUACUAACAAAGGAAACGCAAGUCAUCACUACUAAAGUACUGACAAUGCUCUCUGUUGUCUGUACUCUCACUUGCUUUUGUAUCUGGCCGUGCCACGCUUACUUCAGAAAACAAACGCACAGUGUUAAACAGCCGGACAGAUUUAUAAAAUGGGUAUCUGUAGCUUGGUUUGGCCUGUCUCUUAAGGAUACGUUGCGUGCAUUAUAUUUUUUAAUUGCUUUUAACCUAGCAUGGACAGUGAAUUAAUUCACUAAUUUUACUGAAGCAUUUCUCUCUUUGUAAGCUCUGCUCAGGUAGCGGCUCUCCUUAAGAUGUCACAUUGUAUUUAUGGGGAUAGUUUUCUUGUAGUGAAUUUUAAAUGAAUAUUGCUGGCUGUUAUAAGGUCGGAGUAUAUGUAUCAUGAUGCUUUUAUUUUAGCCAUACUUCUGCCAAUGUAAGAGGUGAUUGAAAUUUCAAACUCCAAGUAAAUCUGCCCUCAGGUAUCAACAGCACCAAAUCACCCUUUUUUGAGAUGAUUCUGUUUUGUAAAACCUCCAAUCGAUUGAGCUUAGUUUGAAAGGAAUAGUUUGACUAAAAUACUUAUUUUCAUCUUGUAUCUAGAGGUAGAUGAUAAGAUGAAUAUCCCUUUCAUGUCUGUAAUUUAAAUGCGUAUCAAUGGCCAGCUUCACAGAACUUGUCCAAAGGACAAGCCCCUCAAAACAGCACAUUUAGGUUAACUGAUUUAUGACUAUUUCAUGGUCAGAAGCAGUGACUUCCUGAAGUGUCGGCUGGUAACUUAACAAUAAAGAUUUUGACUUUAGGAAGCUA